AUGGCCUAUGACCGCUAUUUGGCCAUAUGUCAUCCAUUGCGCUACAGCUCCCUCAUGAACAGCACCUUCUCUGCUCAGCUGGCCCUCAUCUCUUGGCUGUGUGGGUUCCUGGUUAUCUCUGUAUUGGCAUCUCUAAUAUCCAGGUUGUCUUUCUGUGGACCUAACAUUAUCAGUCACUUCUUCUGUGACAUUGAUUCCUGGAUAGCACUUUCCUGCACUGACACGACACUCGUUGAGCUGGCAACUUUUAUCGUCUCUAUUAAUGUCCUCCUGGGCUCAUGUGCAAUAACUCUAAUCUCGUACAUUUACAUAAUCUCCACCAUCUGUAGAAUCCCCUCAGCCCAAGGCCUGCAAAAGGCCUUUUCCACUUGCUCUGCCCAUCUCACUGUCGUAACUAUCUGGUACGGCUCCACCAUUUUUCUGUAUGUCAAUCCUUCUGCACAGAACUCAUUGGAUUAA
Molecule: messenger RNA, 459 nt
Organism: Mauremys mutica (yellowpond turtle)
Lineage: Eukaryota; Metazoa; Chordata; Testudines; Geoemydidae
Product: olfactory receptor 6F1-like
Exons: 1
Coding region: 1-459 (152 amino acids)
Biological process (GO): G protein-coupled receptor signaling pathway
Cellular component (GO): membrane
Molecular function (GO): olfactory receptor activity
Source: RefSeq, a predicted model, not a curated record